AUGAAUGACGAGCCCUUUCACGGAUUUUCACCUGCGUUUUGGCUUUGGCAGAGGUUAGUGGUUUGGGAGCCGGCUGACUGGCGGCCACUGACCCUCGAAGUGGACAAGCGCCUCCCUACUUCGGAAGAGGACUGGGACAGGGACCAUUUCCAAGGGACGCCAUCCACAUCCAUGGUCCAUUCUGGUGAACAAAGUCUUCCUCAAGCGCAAGUUCUUUAUUUUGACCUGGGCAUGCUCGGACAGAGGGUUGAUUGUUCGGGCUCAGAUAUGUCUUUCACGACAGCCCCCAUCUGCGCUUCUCUUAGAUUACGAUCCUCAGAUACAAUCAGGUGCAUGUACUGCACAAUUGUUCACCUAAAGAACCCUGAAGAUCCUGACAUUUCACCCCAGAAGCUGGUUUUGGGAGAUGGUUGCCAUUGA
Molecule: messenger RNA, 420 nt
Organism: Durusdinium trenchii
Lineage: Eukaryota; Dinophyceae; Suessiales; Symbiodiniaceae
Source: the annotation of a GenBank genome assembly